AUGACGCAACGGUUUACUUUGCUGGCUAGUCUUAUUAUUCUCUCAAUGGCCACAGGAAGUACAGGAAAGAAAGGAGCAUUUGAAAGGAUACUGGAUAUCAAUCUAGGAAAAGGUUAGUUUCAGUGAAAUUAGCGUUAAAUUAGGGAGCUCAAGUAGCCGAUUUAAAUGGCUUGACCAUUGACUAACUUGGAGUAAGUUAUAUUUUGAGUCAGUACAGUGGUAUAACUGCAGUAUUUUGUUAUAUUGUGCUGUGGAACUGUUUUAAGGGAUGAAUUUUAACCCAGUUUCCUGUACAACUUCGUAUUAGCCAAGAAAAGAAGCCAUAGCUUCCACCAAACAGUCCCAUAAUGCAAUUCGACACAACACCGAGCUAGUCUCCAAUCAACCAUAAAAUGGCCAAUGAAAAUGGUGAAAUCUCCCCCAAAAAAAAGAGGUCAGCCAAUUAAUGAUAACAAUAUUUAUCUUCUUAUCGAAGAUGUAAACCUUCCAUCUUCAAAUCAAAGUAAUUGUGCUAAAAAGGUAAAUUGUUACCUGAAUGAAAGGACAAAAAGAUCAAGAUUUCAAAGGUUAUAUCAACACCAAUCUUUAUUCGAGGAAAAGCAACGUAUUUCAGUGGUUUUAGGGCCACAUAGAAUGUCUUCAUUGCAAGUUUUUGUUCCAAGAUAUCGAUGCAGUUUUCGAUUUAUUGCUGGUUAUUUCCUAAUGUGACAUCCACAACCUGACUUUGCAUUGCUAAAGGCAUCAUUUUUAUUUCACUUAUAAAAUAACCUUGUGAUACCAUGUACCUCCUUUGCAGAUAACACGGAGAGUCCGCAGCUUUUGUCUCAUUUAUACGAAGGAGACAUAAAGCUGACAGAGAGACAAAGACUAAAUAAAUUGGUCUUUGGUGAUCCGGAUGGUUCCCCUGCACGUGCGGCAACUAAUGUGGACAAGAUUAAGUGGCCCAAUGCUGUCAUUCCGUACGAGUUUGAUUGUAGUGUAGGUGAGUUUAUAGAAAUAUAUUAUAUAUAAAUGUUGGUUAAUAAGGUCAUUAACAAAGCCAUGGAAAGUUCUUUUUUUCCAGGGUGGGAGAACGAUACAUUUCUUGACCUUUCAACAUUUUCCAUGUUUGGAGGCCAGGCUUCCAAUGAAACCAACUACAUACUAUCUUAUAUGAAUGCACCAAUCCUUGGACAACUGAGACCAUACUCAAGCGCACUCUGGUCAUAAACCUAUAUAAUAUCUCACUAAUAGUGCCUCUAGGAAGGGGAAGACAUUGCAUCUCACACUACGCAUUCCCCAGUGUAGACCAGGCUAAAACAACAACAGUUACAGAUACUCGAGGAAAAUUAAUUAAAGGCAUGACAAUGAGAGCUCAAGAAAUCCGAAUUAUCGUCAUGUGACUAAGGCUAAACACUAAAACUAUUAAAUACUUUCCCAGCAAGUAUUGAUCGUGCGGUACGAACAACACUAGAAGCGAUGGCGGAGUGGGAGAGCAAAACCUGCAUCAGAUUUGUCAAGAGAACAACUGAGAAGGAGUUCUUGUGGCUUUAUCGAGGACAAGGGUAUGAUCAUAUAUUCUGAACUCAAAAUAAAAUCUGUACAAACGAAACUUUGAAUGGGGAACAUGUUAAUCUGUUUCUUUGAGCUACAAGUAAACCUAGUAGUGCUGCGUAUAAGGAGGGCAAAUGUCAUUACCUCCUUCGAUUUUGCUUGUUUGUUUGUUUGUUUUUGUCCAAACCCGUUUUAAAGCUAAAACAUCUUCUCUUCCGUAGCAUUACCAUAAUCUCUGAGAAACACCUUGCACGAAUGUAGUUCUGAAAGGUCACGCGAUAUGACGUCAUAAUUGGCACGAGUUUACGCCAUUUUUAAUAUAUUUUACAUGAAAACUCUGAUUAGAUUCGAUAUAUGAAACGACGUAAAUGCUGCCCUUUCAUUUGUCCAUGUUUAAUGAAAAUUUUUUAAUUAAACAGAAUCUUAUUGCUCAUUACGACUUUUCACUUUUGACAGUUGUUGGUGUGAGGUUGGUAAGAUUCCAAGACGAGAAACCUGGCUUUCCAUUGGUCAUGGCUGUGAAUACAAACACGUCAUGACACAUGAGCUCGGUCACGCCAUUGGCUUUUGGCACGAACAAAGCAGACCUGAUAGGGACAACUACCUGAAGAUACAUUGGGAAAACAUUAACGAAAGUAAGAGACAGAUAGCAAAGUUUCAAGCAUGAUACCCAAGGGAUAAGGGAACUGUAUAUGGACUCUGUUAGGGUAGGAAUACUUAUCAAAGCCGAGGAAUGAGAUACGUGUAAUUUGGAGAAAGGAACAAAAUUAAUGAUUCAACAGUGGGGCCGCACUCGACUCUAAGCGAUUGAACUUAGAGGUUCUAAGAAAUAUGUUGAACAUUCGAAGUCCAAAAUGAAAACAACAUAUACGAAAUAGCAGUCAAAGAUUAACAGUACGCAAUAGCCAAUGACAUCAAAUAUUAUGCAAUGAGAAACGUUUCAGUAUUUAAAUUGCAUGUGAUCUCAAGUAAGCUAACGACAGCUCAUGCUCUUGCAAAAAAAAAUUCCAACUAUAUAGCUAACAUUGGCACUCUUAACUUCUUUCUAAGUUUUCCGAAACAGAAGAGCAGACAUCAAGUUAGAUCAAGCCGUAGGACAAGGGAAUAAUCUUUCUAUGAUAUUAAUAUCUAUUUAUUAUUCAUUUAAAACAUUUCCCCGAUUCUGACUGGCUAAAAGCACGAGCAUAAUUCACCAUAAGCAGCUACUGAUGACCAAAUUUGGAAGAAUUUUGUGUUUAAUGAACCGAUGACGUCAAAAGUGCAGCCUUCUUGCAGGUUAAUGCACCGUUAACCGAGAAGACCUGGGAGCGAAGUUGAGUUGUUUUGGUUUUGAAAACAAAAAUGGCGGACAUUUCACACGUUUCAAGAGUAAGAACUAGGCGAAAUAAUAGCUAAAAACAUCGCAAGAACAGCAAGAACACAACUAGAAGGGCGACAUCUGCUAGUUGAGAAUAUUUGCGGAGCUAAACAACCCUAAACGUGCACUAUCGAAGAUGAACUUAACAUCGAUGGAGGAAAGCAUGUUUUAGCUAUGUUUUCAGACUAGGAAUUAUUUUGAAUGAAUGAUAAAACAAUUAUUGAAUUCGGCUUUCUUAUCACAUGAAGAAUUAUGGAGAUCUCGGAGGGUGUUAUCCGCCUCGGCCGUACCCUCCUUGAUCUCCAUAAUUCUUCAUAAGAUAUUCAGCCUGAUUCAUUAAGUGUUAAAUUUUUAGACAUGAAGUACAACUUCAAGAAGAAAGUUCAAGGAAGUGAAGUAGUUGACUAUGGAGUACCGUAUGAUUACGCUUCAAUCAUGCACUACCCUUGGAAUGCAUUUUCGAACAAUGGCCAAGACACAAUGGAGCCGAUCAGGCCUCUACAUGGAAAGACCCCAUAUGUAAAACUCAGCGACGAUGAUGCUUUGCAGGCGCGUAGAAUGUACAAAUGUCCAGGUACGUAUAGACGAUACAAUAUAUAGAAUUAACCAAGACUAAAAGCGGAGCUCCUUAAAAUUUUAUCCACCUACAUUACUGUUGCUUACAUAGCUUUGAACGUCAAAUCACUUAGCUACCACACGAAAUAGGUUGUUUACGUUUUAUAAAGGGAAGUUCCUCUCGCGCUUUCAUGGGCGUCAGUGACAAAGGAAUGGAGCGCAGGAGGGAGGUGGGAGGGGGCGGAGGAGUGUUUCCCUAACUUUUCUCGCUUGCCCAAGCUGUGUUUUCUAGCACCAGCGCUUCUCUCUCGCUACUAUUUAUCGAAAUACUGUCACGCAGGGGAUACUAUAACCAUUGGAGCAGUGGAGCAGAGCUCAAAACAAAGUCCUGUUUGCCUGUUUUCACUCCUACUAUUUUGAUGUUAUUAUUCUGUUCAAAGAUUUACUAUUUUUCAUUUUUUUUCCAGCCCGAAGAGAAGUUUCUUCACUUGAGGAACAACGAACAGCAGGUAUCACAUUUGACGCGUUGAAUUUUUUGUUUUUAGUUUUUUCACAGAAUAAUCUUGCCCUUGAAUUUCUGCAAAUUUAUCAUUAUACCAUAAGCAAUAAUCACUUGUUAUAAUAACGUUGACGAACACUUCGUAAACAUGUAAUACAGCUGAUGACAGAGUCGGAUAGCGGACUUCUUCAGAAAACAUAGAUUAUGUUAGUGGUUUCCUAGUAAUGAGAUUUCAGUAUAGACUUUGUACAGAACUACAGAACUACUUCUUCCUAUUUUUUGCAGCACGAAGAGAAUUUUGUGGUGACAAAGCUGAGGAAGUUAAAUGCAAGGGCUGGAAAGAGGAUGGGUUUUGCGAAGAGCACGAUGCUAUGAUUUAUCACUGCAAGAAAACCUGUGGUUUCUGUUCUUCUAGUAAGUAUGUUUGAAUUUUAAUAAACGUUAUUUGAACAUGCGUUCGAUUAGUUGUUUUACGAAGAGAUAAAUAGUUGAGCCCAUGGUCAGGUUCUACUAUAGCUGUCGAUCGUUAAAACCAGUGGUGGCCAACUAAACUACUACCAUAACUGCUACUCCUCCUCCUACUACUACUCCUGCUCCUGCUCUAGCUCCUACUUCUCCUCCUACUACUACAAUAGUAACUCCUGUUCCUGCUCCUACAUGUGUACUACUACUACUACUACUAGAAAAAGAAAACAAGGGCAUUUAUCAGGAAAAAUCCUUUUUGCAGAUAGUUGUAUGGACAACAACAAGCUGUGCAAGAAAUGGGCAGCUGAGGGGAAAUGUAAAACUGAUAAAGCCUAUAUGGAUAAGAACUGUCCUCAUUCCUGUAACACCUGCAAAACAUGCACAGGUAAGUUGAACAAUUUUUGACUGGAGUGAACGCGUGAGCUACUUCAUCUUUAAAAUGUCAGUUAUCACUUACAUCGGGAAAAUUUCAGUUAAACAAGUUUUAAAAGAUUUGUUAUAUUAGUUAAUUAAUAACUGAUCUUCGAAACUUUAGGGACCUUGAGUUCCAACAAUGCCCUGUAGAGGGUACUAAAGCACCUGAACUCGACGUUAGCUCACAGGUUUGGCUUCCUGUAGGAAGAACUCAUGUUUAUUAUUAUCGUCAUCAUCAUUAUUAUUAUUAUUUUUAUUCCCAGUCUCCUGUUUCACUGAAUAAAAAAAAUAAAAAUAUUCUCAACAAGUAAUCUUUUACACAUUUAGUUUUCAAAUCUACAUGUACAAAAUCCAUUUAGGUUUUGAGAAAAAAGGGGAGGAAUUGAAAAAUUAUACUCCCUAAAACUACAUAAGACGGCGUGAAUCGAGACAAUGGCUUAGGCCCCGUCCACACGUAUCCGGAGAUUUUUGUAUCCGCAAAUUUUUUUAUGCGGAUGCACCUAGCGUCCACACGUAUCCGCCGUAUACGCUCGGUGUAUCCGGAGAUUUCUGUAUACGCUCUCAAGAGUGGAAAUUUCUGUAUACGCUGUGUAUCCGGAUACGUGUGGACGCUCGUAUCCGUAUAUUUUUGUAUACGCUGACAUCACAGUAUCAGAACCAGUCUUAAUCGCAUGCUCUGUUGAGUAAUCCUUUGAGAUGUCCGGAUACGAAUCGGAUACGUGUGGACGGUCGUAUACGAUUCGUAUACGCUACGUGUGGACGCAGAUAUUUUUGUAUCCGCAUAAAAAAAUUUGCGGAUACAAAAAUCUCCGGAUACGUGUGGACGGGGCCUUAAACGGACACUUUCUCUUUUCCUUUACAGACCCAGACCCGAAAGUUUGCAAAGACAAUACCAAGACUGCUGAUUGCGAAGACUGGAAGCGGGCUGGCUUUUGUACGGAGCAUCCUGCUAUGAUUGUUCACUGUAAGAAAACUUGUGGAUUUUGUUCGUCAGGUAAGAAAACGAUUUUCUUUGCAAUAAUACCGGCUGCAAGCAAACGACGGCGUAAUUUAUACUGCGACUACUCGAACCGAGGCACUUCCUUUUUUUUUAUACAAACGGACCAAUUAAAUUCAAGGUACAACUAUGCAACUGUUGAAAACGUUAAAACCGUUUGAACUUUCCUGACCUCUCAGGAAAAAGGCCUCAAAUUUAUGAAUCUAAUUGGUCCACUUGCAAAAAAAAUUAACGUCUUUUGUUUUCAAAAAACCUUCGUGUAGUCGCGCUGUGAUGGAACAUGUGAAUUCUUCGGGAAAAAAAUUAAUGGAGAAUUAAGCGGUCGGCACGUCGUAGCCACGUCGUUCAGAAAUAUUAAAUUUAAUUUGAGCGAUUUAUUGUUGAGAAAACUUCGUUGAUGUCAGCCUCGUUCCCAGUCGUCCUCGGCCAUUUCGGAUGUGACGUCACCUGUCCAGCUAUCGCACUAGGUUUCAAGCCUCCUCUGGUAACUCGAAUAGCGCAAACUGGCCUGGGUACGAAGCUGCGUCAAUGUAACUCUCCCCCUCAGAAGUUGGUACUAAGUAAGUUAGUAUUGCUGGCGUGGCCAGCAAUAGGGGUAUUACGAAAAUAUUCGACGUCUGAGCGCGUGCGCAAACUUGGGGGAGUUUUCAAACAAACAUGGCACUUUGUGUCGCAGAGUUGAACUGACCAACAAUCAGGUUUGGUAAAGGUAAUAAAUAAAUUUAAAAGUUGUCAUUUCCAGCGCAAGCCCUAGCCCACCAUAGCUAUUAAGACCUUUUUAUAAGGCGCAUAAACUUUAAUCGACUUCUGAAGUUAAAAAAAAGAGAUUCCCAUGUCAAAGAAAGGAAACUUCUAAUAAACAUAACAAGUGAACUCAUUCUGUAUUUCCUUUAUGAAUACAAUAGAUUACUGUGUCGAUCUUAAGUCUGACUGCAAAACGCGAGCUCAGAGAGGUGAUUGCUCCUCAGACUCAGGCAAAAUGGAGAGGGAAUGUCCCCACACAUGCGGUUUCUGUGAUGAGUGUUCAAGUGAGUGAUAGGAAAGUUAACUUUCUAAAAGGGCAAUACUUUUGAGCAAACGAUUCAGACAAGUGCCCAUUCAAUAUGGAUGCGCUGGUGACGAGGCACCAUUACAGAUUGAUUCCCCUUAUUUGACCUAAUCCGUGUAUAACAAGCCCUAUAAAGUUCAAAUCAUGAUUGAACAAAAGCAUAACUUAUUUCCCUUCUCUUACGAUUUCGAAGGCUCAAGCUCAAAAAAUAGUUUCAAUUAAGUAAAAAUCCGUGCACUAAAAAAAUUAAUAUCAGCUAAGUCAAGAUUAGUAAGUCUCUUGUAACACUGCAAGAAUGAUCAAAGUGAAGAGAGGUCAGACUUUAAGCAAAUCGGUUCAGAAACCCAUCAAGUCACAUUCAUUUUUGAUUAGUAAAAAAAAUUGCUAACACUUUCAAGAGCAAACAACUGAGGUUUCUCUAAACGCCAUUAACCCUUGGUCUACUCAGAAUAAACGCCCUUAAACUCCAUUCAAGUCUUCAGCAUUUGCUUGUUUUGUUUUCUUUCGUGUAGAGCCAAAGCCAACCGUGGGACCAACAAACUUUCCUACACUUCCAACACAUUUGUCCAACAGGACUGGAGUGGGUGAGUCAAAUUAAUAACAACAAACAUGAGGCAAUUCAAUUUCGCCUUAGUUACGACUCUUAAGCAAAACCUCCCAAUGUGGUUUAUGAUUCACAUGCACCUUCACAACUUCAACGUCUGACAAUCACUAAAACUACCAGCAGUCGAGUGUUAGUGUUCGGCAUUUAUGUAUGGGGGAAAGAUAAUACUUUGAAAGAACUCUUUGAAAGCUUUCACCGAGAUGUUAUAAAACAGAAACUACCUUUGAAAAAGAGUAUCUUUACUGACUGACACCUCAAAACCUCAAACUCAGCUCAAAUCUUCUAAUACGUUACGGAAAUAACAUCAUGGUCCGAAAGCAAAGGCCGUCCUAAUUAUUUAAUCUUUUCAAUCACUCUGAAUUUUAAUAGACCUGAUAUGUAAGGACAUAAGGGAGGAAUGCCAACAAUAUGCUGCAAUGGGGCAGUGCGUCACCAAUGGCUGGACUGAGGAAAACUGUCGAAUCAGCUGCAAAACCAAGUGUGAUACGUAUCCUGUUAAACCAAACGGUAAACAAGUUACGACAAGAGAUCAUGAUAUCUUGGUUACAACUUUUCCGAUCUUGUGAGUAAGUUAACCCGGAUUCCAUAUGAUCGCUAUGAUCGCUGCGAUCGCUGAUAAAAAAAGUUCAGCGAUCGUUGCUCAUAUGGAAACCACUCUCCAACGAUCGCAGCGAUCAUAUGGAAACCGAACGGACCCUGGAUUUCCAAAGUUCAAAUCUCUAAACAUUUUCUGAGCAUAUUUAAUGUUAUCCAGGUUAUUGAACUAAAUAAUGAGUAUGAAACAAGGGAAAUAAAAUUAAAACCGAGGAAAAAAUUUGUGGCGUGAAAUUCGAGACGAAAGUCUGCGCAUAUCGGAAUUAGAGUUCGAGAGUCACUCUCUUUUCUUUUUUUAAGACAGUUUGUUCUUAGUUCUCUACCGUCUUUAAUCUCGAAGGCCUUUUUGCCUUCCGCACUCUGGAACCAAACUUCACACUUCUAUUCGGAUCUCAACGAGCAUUUGGUGAACGAUUUCCUCAGUUCUUGGAGUAUAAACAAACUUCAUUAACUGCCGUCAAAUACCAAAGACAAUAAACUGAUAUUGUCAUUUCUUGAUUUCCACACUCCAGUUCACCACUUCCACUGCUGAGAUCCUUUCUCUUUCUUUAUCUCGCUCAGUCGCCUUUAAUUCCACUUUUUUCCAUUUUAGGGACCUGCUCCGACGCUUUUGGUCUCGGGUGGCCUGGAGGGUUCACACUCCCCGAUAAGGCCUUCAGUGCCUCGACAGAAUACAGACCAAGUACAGUCGACAUAAUUAUAUCAGUAACACUCAGAUUUUAGUUUAAAGUUAUCUCGCAUCCCAGUAAAAAUAUUGAAUAUAUAAUGAUAAUAAUAUAGGUGGUCGUUUACAAGAGGUUCUGAUUAUAGAGAUUUGAAGUUCGACUGUAUUACCAUAAAAUACCAGGAUACCAUAGACUUAUAGUUAUGUAUGGUCCGCCAUAAGAAAAAUGGUUUAGGAAAAAAUAUCAGUUAAAAGAAACUGAUAAUUUUGCUAUGCAAAUAAAACCCAAGGAAGAGGAAAAUACCGUCUAAAUGAAAGUGGUCUGAUUAUAACUAUAGCGGCCACAUAUGGAAAAGGGCACCCGUCUUGUCAAAUUUAGAGGUCUUGCAUAAAUUAUCUGCUUCAGUAACAGAAUCAACCCAAACGGCUUUAAGCUCAGGCAUAUUUAACGAGUGUAUUCACACCCGGUUUAUUUCAGGUGGUUGGAGAGCAUCUGCGGACAAUGCCCGUCUUUACUUUGAGGACGAUCAGGAUAACAAACGAAUUGGGGCUUGGUGUGCAACAGAUCGAGAAAACCAGUGGCUGCGGGUUGACUUAGGAAAAACAAGGAAAAUACGAGCAAUUGCGACACAAGGUAAAUAGUACAGACCAACGUCAAAGACACAAUUACCAACGCCUGUUUACAAAAUUUACAAUUUCACUUUGUCUGUAUUUUUUUCCUCGCUACUGUUGUUGUUGUUAUUGUUUCUUUUGUUUUUGUUGUUGUUGUUUUUUUGUUCGCUUGUUUUUUCUUUUCAUUUGGAAAGUAAGAAAGGCCUACAUGUCUUGUCUCUGUUUUCCCUUGAGCAAGUUAUUCUUAUUCUAAACAAUUUCAUGAUUAGUGUGUAUUUCAAAUGAAGAAAAUAAAAUCGCCGUUACAUACGCAUUUAAAUCAACUGCGAAAAGUAAACAGUAACAAACUUGGGGCUUGCAUCUAUGACGGGAUUAUUCAGUGUUUUGAUCGCGCUUUGAUGUCUUUGAAGGUCGUGACGUUUUCCAUGAGCAUGUUAAGGAGUACAAACUGGCCUUCAGUAAUGACGGAUCCAACUUUGAAGUUUACAAAGAAAAUGGAAAUGAGAGGGUAAUGUGGCACUUAACUUAAAAUGAGUGUAUCCGAAUGCCGUUUCUCACACACCACUGGUAGCUACGCCAAGCCGACCUUUAUUCCAAAUUCAUAAAAAUGUACACGCAACAUACCCCUAGAAAGAUGGGACACGAACAAAAUUACAAAGUUGCACAUUACAUUCAAUCUACAAAAGUGAAAUCUUAGGGUGGGUGGGUGGAAAGGUCAGUAAUGGCGGACGCAACAAAAGCAACUGCCCGCCUUUCCGUCACACGACCUAUACCCAGAACCCCCGUGGUGUGUGAGAAAAGCAUUUUCCACUUAUUUCGUUACACUCAGCCAGGGGAAAAUUACCCUUAGUGGAGUGGAGUAGAACUUCUUUAUUUAAAGAAGGUAACACUUGACAGUUAUAAUAAGAAAUGAUAAACUUGUGGCCCUCGUUUAGUCCAUUUUGUUUAGUUCUGCCGGUUACGAAAGUGAACUCUUGAGCCGGGGAAGAAAUCACUUCCCACAAAGUCGGUGUCGAAAAAAUCAGAACGUUUCCAUUUUCGUCCGAGUCCAUUGCUUACGAUCUCGUAGUGAGAAACUAAGUUAUCGGAUAAAACGGUCAGUCCCAUGAUUUUUUAUUGGUCGAGUUAGCUUCGAGUUCUUCCGCUUUUACACGCAACUUUGAGGAAAUUAACCUUGUUUUCACAAGACAAGGCAAGGAAUGGUAAGCGGAAUCGGAACGCUUUUUUACUAGAUCAUAACGCUUUGCAAUUCGAAUUGAGACUCUGUCAGGCUGAACAGUUUUCACUGCGCAAUUUAUUGAAAUCCGUUUUAAACUACUUUAAUUUUGUCCAACAGUGCCUUCAUUAGUUGUUGGCUGUGUUGGUGAAAUGUUCUCUUACUGAAAAUAAAUGACUGAAAUUCGGUAAAUUUUGUGACACAGUGCCUUUGAACAAUAGUAAAUUAAUAAGUACAGCAACUUCAAAAACUUCAUUCCUUUAAAAUAAAGACUGCAAUGGGACAUCGGAUAAAAUCGGGUAAAUUGACUACUCUCUUGUAGAAUUUCAUCGGUAACUGUGACCAUUUCACACCUGUGAUCAACACAUUCAACCUCGUUACGGCAAGAUAUGUCAAGAUCCUUGUUGGAAAGUCGGCAUAUCCAUGCAUGAGGCUUGAACUUUACGGAUGUGACGUCUAA
Messenger RNA from Porites lobata, 11018 nucleotides. The record is from the annotation of a GenBank genome assembly. Lineage: Eukaryota; Metazoa; Cnidaria; Anthozoa; Scleractinia; Poritidae.